This is a messenger RNA of Opisthocomus hoazin, 1158 nucleotides long. The record is from RefSeq and is a predicted model, not a curated record. NCBI's taxonomy places the organism in Eukaryota, Metazoa, Chordata, Aves, Opisthocomiformes, Opisthocomidae.
AUGCAGGAUAUACCUAUUGUGGAUCUUGUGCAGCCCAUGCUUACAAACAGGUGGAUCCUAAUAUUACCCGAAAAAUUUUCAUUCUUGGGCCUUCCCAUCACGUGCCCCUUUCCCGAUGUGCACUUUCCAGUGUGGACAUUUAUAGAACACCUCUGUAUGAUCUUCGAAUUGACCAAAAGAUUUAUGGAGAAUUGUGGAAGACUGGAAUGUUUGAGCGUAUGUCCCUACAGACAGAUGAAGAUGAACACAGUAUUGAAAUGCAUUUGCCUUAUACUGCUAAAGCCAUGGAAAGGUCAGAGGUUCCGUUACAGUUACUAUGAUGAAUCCCAAGGAGAAAUUUAUAGAUCCAUUGAGCACCUAGAUAAAAUGGGUAUGAGCAUUAUAGAGCAGCUAGAUCCUGUAUCUUUUAGCAAUUACUUGAAGAAAUACCAUAAUACAAUAUGUGGAAGACAUCCUAUUGGCGUAUUAUUAAACGCCAUCAAUGAGCUCCAGAAGAAUGGAAUGAAUAUGAGCUUUUCAUUUUUGAAUUAUGCUCAGUCAAGUCAGUGUCGAAACUGGCAAGACAGCUCAGUGAGUUAUGCAGCUGGAGCGCUUAUGGUCCACUGAACCGCGGAAUGCUCAGGGAUGGCACCUGCACACACUCUGUAUACGGGGUCCCAGCCUAGCCCUUACAAAGAUACAGUCCCUGGUCUUUGGGUAUACUGAAACCUCAAACUAAUAGAACUCUCUUCUUUUCUAGUAGGUGUAGUCCUUCCUUAGUUUCAACUCAUUUAAAUGCUUUCUUGUUUAGGACAAUGGAAGGAAGGCUGGUAUCAAAACAUUUUGUGAUUUUUUUUUUUUUUUUUUUUUUUUUUUUUAUUUUUUUUUAUUUUAUUUGAGUUAGUCCUUACAAAUAUAACAUGUAAAGCAUUUACCGUAUCCUAAAUUUGCACUCUUCGCAGACCUGUGCACAUGUACUCAGCUUUCAGAAUAGUUUUGCAAGUUGUAAGUGGAAAAAGGGGUGGAAACUUUUUAAUAAAAGAAGAAAAGGAAAACAACGCAUUUAUAAAUGAUCCUGUAUUAGAAUAUAAUAAAAUUCCAGUAUAGUCAGUUACUACCCGUGAUGUACAACAGAUAUAUUCUAUUUUAGUUGCUAAUAAAGGGCUACACAAACCAAAA